AUGAAGGUGAUGCGCAACUGGUCGCUCAGCUUUUUGGCUGGCAGGAGGCUGUGCAUCGUCUUGGCCUUCUCAGCUCUAGGGCAGUGGCUUUUCACUUCGUUGUCUCCAAGGCAUCCAGGGCGCGUCUUGCAUCGUGCUGCGGCUAGGCGUGCGGAGGGCAAGCCCCCAGAUGUCUACCAAAGCUUCCUGAUGAAGGCUCGGUCUGAAGGAGCAAAGGAGGCCUUGCGCUAUGCGUCUUCCACCAUGCCUAAGGCGUUCUGUCUGAACUUCUCAGAUCUGAAGCUCGCAGCCGAGUUUGCGGCGCAAGAAAGACAUGAAGCAGCGGAAGAACGGCGCCCUUGGCGUCUACGAGUCUGCACCAAGUGCAUCAAGAAGCAAGGCUUCGACACACUGGACGGUCUUCAAAAUCUUCGGUUGGCACACGGAACGGACACUGCUGAGGGCGAGGUGAUUGUGGAGCCAAGCGGCUGCUUCAAGCAGUGCAAGCGCGGCCCGAAUGUCCGAGUGGUGAGCCAAGACGAUGUUCAGGGUCUUGGUGCGGUGAUUGCUGGAAUGACGCCAGAGGAAGUGGGAGCGCGCUGCUUCCACCAUGUGAACGACAACGCCGCUGCCCAGCGGGUCUUCAAGGCCACACGUGCCGCAAUGAAGCUGGCGGAAGGUGAGACCUUGAGCUCACUCGGCGACACCCAGGAUGGCUCGCGUCAAGGCUCGCAGCAAGGGCCGGUCCGCUUCACUUUGGACAGUGGGAACGCUGCUAAGGACAAGGACAAACGAAAUCGUGUUCGAAAAUCCAUCGAGACCCGCGUGGCCAACAUUUUGGAGGGCUUACCCGCUCGGCUUUCCGGAGAAGACUUGAUUUGA
Molecule: messenger RNA, 861 nt
Organism: Symbiodinium pilosum
Lineage: Eukaryota; Dinophyceae; Suessiales; Symbiodiniaceae
Source: the annotation of a GenBank genome assembly